Ixodes scapularis (black-legged tick) is the source of this 1938-nucleotide messenger RNA. Its product is annotated as venom metalloproteinase antarease-like TtrivMP_A. Bases 1 to 1938 code for a protein of 645 amino acids. Gene Ontology annotation, molecular function: metalloendopeptidase activity. The record is from RefSeq and is a predicted model, not a curated record. Lineage: Eukaryota; Metazoa; Arthropoda; Arachnida; Ixodida; Ixodidae. The transcript is spliced from 15 exons. Gene Ontology annotation, biological process: membrane protein ectodomain proteolysis.
AUGAUGCGGUAUAUUUUUCUAUGCGCUUUGUCGGCUUUAAUUCAAAAUGCCACUGCGAGAGAUGAAUCCGGAAACUUCGAAGUUGCUUUUCCAAAGCUUCUUGAAAGCAGAGGCCUUUCGAGUGAAAAAGUAAUCCACAUUAAAGAAGGCUUAACGCUUAACUUAGAGAAAUGUUCAAUACUCUCAGAAAACUUGCUUCUAACAGACCUCAGUGGCAAAGAGCCAGUUGUAACUCCGAUGAACGGGAAAUAUAUGGAACGUAACCUGUACCAUGACAAAGAGAAAAUGGCGGCGGUUGUAGUGAAGGAGGAGAAUGGAGCUGUGGAAGUGAGCGGUGUGAUCAGCGACACUCUGAGGAUCCUCCCUCUUCACCUUAUGGGUCGAGCUGAAGACGGGUCUAUCGCACACAAGAUUUUCCAAGUGGAUGCACCAGCUCACCGUGCACAUGACUACCUUGAAACAAGUAACAUUCAACUGGAAGAGCGAUUUAAUGGACAUAAUUUAAGCUCUCCAAGACAAGUACGAGUACAAGUUCCAGACCCAUUUUUGGUUGAAAUACUGGUUGUCGUCGACAAGUAUUUUUACGUAAACUUUGACACCGAUGAACAGCUUGUAACAUAUAUGGCCACUGCUAUGGCAACGGUGAACAUCAGAUAUUCAAACGCAAGGAACCCAAAAGUACAACUGCUCAUCGUAAAUAUAACUAAGGACCCGGGGACAGAUUUUCUGCGAAAUAUUUCAGUUUCAGAUCCAAGCAACCCCGAUCAUCCAUUCAAAUUCUAUACCUCACCUGUCGAAACAUUACCCCAGUUUGCUAAGAAAUACAGGAACGCCACGUGCGACGCAGCAAUGCUCGUCACAGGGUUGGAGCUCGCCAACCAAAAUGGUGCAGAUGUUAAUGCCGAUGUUAAAGGUGUCGCAUACCUUUACGGACUCUGCCAAGAACUAUUCCGUUUCGGUAUAGUGGCAGAUGUCCCUCAUACAUACUUCAUGGUUUCCCCUGCUGCUCACGAAUUGGGACAUAUACUGGGAAUGCCUCACGAUGGGCAGAUUCCACCCUACCAUGUUCCAAAGGUGACAUGGAAACGAUGUUCGGCGACGUCGGGAUAUCUCAUGGCACCUUCACUUGGCGGCAGAAAUGAUGGCUUUUUUUCCCACUGUUCUCUGCAACACAUGAGGGUUUUUGUGAAACGUCAGACGGCGAAAUGUUACGAAGUAAAGUCGAAGACAGCCGUCCAAGCACCGGGCCAACUUCCGGGCGUGGGACUGAGCAUGACAGGUUUAUGCAAGAGGCUCCAUCCUCACGCCCCUGAAAUAAGGGGCUUCUCUAACUCGACAUUAUUCCAGAAGUGCAAAUUCCUGUGUUCUACGACGAUCAAUUAUGACCGCUAUUUAUUCACUCACCGCCUUGUCGAUGGAAUGCCUUGUGGCGGUAGAAAGAUAUGUUUCAGAGACAAGUGUGGGAAAUACAGCACUGAUCUGCCUCCGCUACCCACCUUGCCUACACCCGAAACGACCGCACCAACAACAACGACCAGUAUACAGACAAUACUAGUUACGAUGAGGAUGAUUACAGCUCAAAUUAGAACUGGCUUUUUAGGAGAAGCUCUCAGUGUGUCACGUCCUCUGCCGUGUAAACAGCAUGAUGUGCUAAAAAAACUUGAAACGUGGCUAUUUUGCGUAUUCCUUGAUAAUAAAGCAAAACUAUUUACUAAGAGCAUGCUGACUUACUCUAUAAAGUGGCAGAAACCCUUGAAGAGGCAAGAGCAUCUGUGUUUACAGUUAGAGACAUAUAUUUAUAUUAUCAAUAAAGUAUUGCUUGCCAUAGGAACUAAAAAUAAAACGCAAGCAGACCCAGAUGAGCGAUACGUGUGCUCAACAUUAUACAGCGCCGUUUUAAUUAUGAUACCUACCGUCAUCCAACAUAUAUACUAUUAA